UUAGAAAUUAAGAAAUGAAUUAACUGAAAUACUUAAUGAAUUGAAUUCUUAGAUACCAUUAAUUAAACAAAGCGGUCACCUUAAACCCUUUCUUUGUCAUAUGAAGAAAGCUUUUACUCAAUUUAAGUUAACAUGUUGUCCCUUUCUUUGCUGAAUUAACUUAAACUAAUUGUUGUAUGUUCUAAAUCAGUAUGUCUGCCUGACGCUUUGUAUUUUAAGUUUACUUGUGCAUAAUCAUCUGAACUGGUAAGCUGCCGCUGUCCACAAUAAACUUACAUACUGUAACUGAAUUCUAAAAUACUGCAUUUUUUAUUCCAUUUUAUUUCGUUGAAACUGCUUACAAAUCUGGGAGCCCUUAAUUUACCUACAUACAGUCCAUUACAGUUAAAGCCUACCCUGGAUUCGUACAUGGUCCUUUCGAACCGUCAGAGGAACUGUUAAAACAACAUAAUUUUUUUUUUUUUUUGGAAAAAAAAACUGGAUCACGUCCACCGCAUAUCAUAAAUUACCGCACUUACAAAUCAUCCUCAUCAAGUUUAUAAUGGAAAAAAGCUCUGCAAAUAGUCUACCAAAGUGCCGCAUCUGCCAUCAAAGGCAUGCACUGAAAAAUUGCUUUCAGUUUAACAAAAUGGAUGUCUUCGAGCGGCGGAAGGUAGUCAAGGAUAAAGGGUUCUGUUUUAAAUGCCUUUGCUCGGCCCAUACUCGUGAUUGGUGCCCUUCCCGAAAAACAUGCUUGGUUUGCAAUAACAACCACCACACCAUGCUUCAUACGGAUAAUAAUAAUAAGAGGAAAGCUAGCCAGCAGAACUACUCUUCAUGGCAAAACAACCAUCCGAAGCCAUCAAGCUCCCAGAACUCGUCUUCUGGACGUCGCUCCAUAACCCCUUCCAGUUCACGGAGAACAUCCAAUAUGAGACGCCACCGUUCGCCAAAACCAUCCGUACAUGAAAGGUUAAGUCAGCGAUCGAAAUCACAUGUAUUUUCUCCUACAGCUUUGGCACGUGCUCUGACUACAAACGGUCCUGAUAAAAUUCGGCUGAUGCUAAACUCUGGUGGAAUACAGACCUUCAUAUUGCGUUCAAUGGUUCAGCGGCUACAUCUUCAGACUACACGGAAAGAACACACUGAUUUCUGCACUGUUACUCUGCAGUCCUAUCAUGAUCCCUCAGUUAAAAUACAAAUAACUGGAAUUGUCAAAUCCAAGUUCGACAUUCCUCUGCCCAAAGAUACUGUUGAGAAAGAAUUGCAAUCUAUAUACGAUCAUAUCACCACGUUAGCUGACCCGCACUUCUUCAAGCCGUCGGACAUUGAAAUUAUAAUUGGAAAUGAUCAAUUGUCCAAAAUACUUCUGGCUGGCAUGAUUCAAACCUCCUCGUCCAUGCCCAUAGCCCAAAGCACCAUCUUCGGUUGGAUUAUAUCCGGAGCUUGUACGUACUAAAUUGCAAUGCUGCAAGGGAGGCGGCAUGUUGAACUCCGUUCUACAAACUAUUGAACUUUAGAAAUUAAGAAAUGAAUUAACUGAAAUACUUAAUGAAUUGAAUUCUUAGAUACCAUUAAUUAAACAAAGCGGUCACCUUAAACCCUUUCUUUGUCAUAUGAAGAAAGCUUUUACUCAAUUUAAGUUAACAUGUUGUCCCUUUCUUUGCUGAAUUAACUUAAACUAAUUGUUGUAUGUUCUAAAUCAGUAUGUCUGCCUGACGCUUUGUAUUUUAAGUUUACUUGUGCAUAAUCAUCUGAACUGGUAAGCUGCCGCUGUCCACAAUAAACUUACAUACUGUAACUGAAUUCUAAAA
This is a messenger RNA of Stomoxys calcitrans (stable fly), 1793 nucleotides long. RefSeq lists its product as uncharacterized. Lineage: Eukaryota; Metazoa; Arthropoda; Insecta; Diptera; Muscidae. Bases 542 to 1438 code for a protein of 298 amino acids. The record is from RefSeq and is a predicted model, not a curated record. The transcript is spliced from 2 exons.